Macaca mulatta (Rhesus monkey) is the source of this 6856-nucleotide messenger RNA. RefSeq names its product RB binding protein 6, ubiquitin ligase (gene RBBP6). The record is from RefSeq and is a predicted model, not a curated record. NCBI's taxonomy places the organism in Eukaryota, Metazoa, Chordata, Mammalia, Primates, Cercopithecidae. Gene Ontology annotation, cellular component: nucleus. Gene Ontology annotation, molecular function: nucleic acid binding; ubiquitin protein ligase activity; zinc ion binding. Gene Ontology annotation, biological process: ubiquitin-dependent protein catabolic process; mRNA processing; protein ubiquitination.
AGUGGGGCGCUCGUCCGAAGCCAGGCCGCGUCCGCCAUAGUGCCUGGCUUGGAAGUGUCGCCGCCGCUCGGUGAGGGCCCCCGAGCGGCAGGGGGGCAACACAAAAAGGGAGCCGGAGAAGCCCUGGCCGCUGCCCGGCAGCUUGCGGGCGUGUUCUCCCGGUUCCGGGCCUCAAGGCGACGGAAACGAAAGGCGAGCGAAGCGCGGAGGAUCCGGCGAGAGGAAGCGUCAGGGAGCCUCGGCGGUGUCCCCGGGGUCCGCCGAAGCCACCCGGCCGCCGGCUGGGGCCCGGGGUGGUGAGGAAGUGCUCCGAGGCCUCGCCGAGGCCUAGUGCCGGCUUUGUGUCCGAGGCGGCGGCGGCGGCGGGGGGAGGCGGAGCCGGGGGCGGCCUGCGGGAAGGCCUCUCCUCCGCCGACCGCGCGUUUUCGGCCUAGGCCGCGGGGCCGCUCGUGGCCUCCGGGGAGCAGGCGCCAGGGGUUUGUGUGCGGUGGGGGCCUGGGCCUGGGCCUGGGGAAGCUGACGCCGGUCGUCCGGAAACCAGGAGGAGGCGUGAGGCCGCUCGUGGACUCCGGGCCUAGGCCCUCUCCCCUCAACCUUCUCCCGGGGCCUGGGUCACCCCAAUCCACGGAGAGAGAGACCCGCCGGGAGGUGCGGCCGCGCUAUGGACCCCUGACCCCGUGGGGUCGCUCGGACUCUUAACGUGUGGACUGACCGCUACUGACUGCACCGCCUAUCCCCCCGUCUCUGCCGGCCCCUUAGCAUGAGCGAGGGGGACCCAGCCGGGUGACAUUGUGCCCGUUGGCGGAUUCUCGAUUUCCCCUCUUACCCGUCCUCGUCCUCCUCCUCCCCCAUGAAGUGCUUCUGAGUAUCGGGGGGGCUCUGGAUUAUUGUUCUGACGAACCCCUGCUUGUGGUUGGGGGGUAUUUAAUCUGAGGCCUUAGGGUCCUUCGGUGUCUUUUAAGUGUUUUGUGUGUACAUAUUUUGCUCUUAAAGUUUAUAAAUAUACAUAUAUUGAGAGUGUCCACGUCUCCUCGCUGAACCUUAGGAAUCCCUUGGCACCAUGUCCUGUGUGCAUUAUAAAUUUUCCUCUAAACUCAACUAUGAUACCGUCACCUUUGAUGGGCUCCACAUCUCCCUCUGCGACUUAAAGAAGCAGAUUAUGGGGAGAGAGAAGCUGAAAGCUGCCGACUGCGACCUGCAGAUCACCAAUGCGCAGACGAAAGAAGAAUAUACUGAUGAUAAUGCUCUGAUUCCUAAGAAUUCGUCUGUAAUUGUUAGAAGAAUUCCUAUUGGAGGUGUUAAAUCUACAAGCAAGACAUAUGUUAUAAGUCGAACUGAACCAGCGAUGGCAACUACAAAAGCAAUUGAUGACUCUUCCGCGUCUAUUUCUCUGGCCCAGCUUACAAAGACUGCCAAUCUGGCUGAAGCCAAUGCUUCUGAAGAAGAUAAAAUUAAAGCAAUGAUGUCGCAAUCUGGCCAUGAAUACGACCCAAUCAAUUACAUGAAGAAACCUCUAGGUCCACCACCUCCAUCUUACACGUGUUUCCGUUGUGGUAAACCUGGACAUUAUAUUAAGAAUUGCCCAACAAAUGGGGAUAAAAACUUUGAAUCUGGUCCUAGGAUUAAAAAGAGCACUGGAAUUCCCAGAAGUUUCAUGAUGGAAGUGAAAGAUCCUAACAUGAAAGGUGCAAUGCUUACCAACACUGGAAAAUAUGCAAUACCAACUAUAGAUGCAGAAGCAUAUGCAAUUGGGAAGAAAGAGAAACCUCCCUUCUUACCAGAGGAGCCAUCUUCUUCCUCAGAAGAAGAUGAUCCUAUCCCAGAUGAAUUGUUGUGUCUCAUCUGCAAGGAUAUUAUGACUGAUGCUGUUGUGAUUCCCUGCUGUGGAAACAGUUACUGUGAUGAAUGUAUAAGAACAGCACUCCUGGAGUCAGAUGAGCAUACAUGUCCAACGUGUCAUCAAAAUGAUGUUUCUCCUGAUGCUUUAAUUGCCAAUAAAUUUUUACGACAGGCUGUUAAUAACUUCAAAAAUGAAACUGGUUAUACAAAAAGACUACGAAAACAGUUACCUCCUCCACCACCCCCAAUACCACCUCCAAGACCACUGAUUCAGAGAAACCUGCAGCCUCUGAUGAGAUCUCCAAUAUCAAGACAACAAGAUCCUCUUAUGAUUCCAGUGACAUCUUCAUCAACUCACCCAACUCCCUCUAUAUCUUCAUUAACUUCUAAUCAGUCUUCCUUGGCCCCUCCUGUGUCUGGAAAUCCAUCUUCUGCUCCAGCUCCUGUACCUGAUAUAACUGCAACAGUAUCAAUAUCAGUUCAUUCAGAAAAAUCAGAUGGACCUUUUCGGGAUUCUGAUAAUAAAAUAUUGCCAGCUGCAGCUCUUGCAUCAGAGCACUCAAAGGGAACCUCCUCAAUUGCAAUUACCGCUCUUAUGGAAGAGAAGGGUUACCAGGUGCCUGUUCUUGGAACCCCGUCUUUGCUUGGACAGUCCUUAUUGCACGGACAAUUGAUCCCCACAACUGGUCCAGUAAGAAUAAAUACUGCUCGUCCAGGUGGUGGUCGACCAGGCUGGGAACAUUCCAACAAACUCGGCUAUCUGGUUUCUCCACCACAACAAAUUAGAAGAGGGGAGAGGAGCUGCUACAGAAGUAUAAACCGUGGGCGACACCACAGCGAAAGAUCACAGAGGACUCAAGGCCCGUCACUACCAGCAACUCCAGUCUUUGUACCUGUUCCACCACCUCCUUUGUAUCCGCCUCCUCCCCAUACACUUCCUCUCCCUACGGGUGUUCCUCCUCCACAGUUUUCUCCUCAGUUUCCUCCUGGCCAGCCACCACCUGCUGGGUAUAGUGUCCCUCCUCCAGGGUUUCCUCCAGCUCCUACCAAUUUAUCAACACCUUGGGUAUCAUCAGGAGUGCAGACAGCUCAUUCAAAUACCAUCCCAACAACACAAGCACCACCUUUGUCCAGGGAAGAAUUCUAUAGAGAGCAGCGACGACUAAAAGAAGAGGAAAAGAAAAAGUCCAAGCUAGAUGAGUUUACAAAUGAUUUUGCUAAGGAAUUGAUGGAAUACAAAAAGAUUCAAAAGGAGCGUAGGCGCUCAUUUUCCAGGUCUAAAUCUCCCUAUAGUGGUUCUUCGUAUUCAAGAAGUUCAUAUACUUAUUCUAAAUCAAGAUCUGGUUCAACACGUUCACGCUCUUAUUCUCGAUCAUUCAGCCGCUCACAUUCUCGUUCCUAUUCACGGUCACCUCCAUACCCCAGAAGAGGCAGAGGCAAGAGCCGCAAUUACCGUUCACGGUCUAGAUCUCAUGGAUAUCAUCGAUCUAGGUCAAGGUCACCCCCUUAUAGACGCUAUCAUUCACGAUCAAGAUCUCCUCAAGCGUUUAGGGGACAGUCUCCUAAUAAACGUAACGUACCUCAAGGGGAAACGGAACGUGAAUAUUUUAAUAGAUACAGAGAAGUUCCACCACCAUAUGACAUGAAAGCCUAUUAUGGGAGGAAUGUUGACUUUAGAGACCCAUUUGAAAAAGAACGCUAUCGAGAAUGGGAGAGAAAAUAUAGAGAGUGGUAUGAAAAAUAUUAUAAAGGUUUUGCUGCUGGAGCACAGCCUAGACCCUCAGCAAAUAGAGAGAACUUUUCUCCAGAGAGAUUUUUACCACUUAACAUCAGGAAUUCUCCCUUCACAAGAGGCCGCAGAGAAGAUUAUGUUGGUGGGCAACAUAGAAGUCGAAACAUAGGUAGCAACUAUCCAGAAAAGCUUUCAGCAAGAGAUGGUCACAAUCAGAAGGAUAAUACAAAGUCAAAAGAGAAGGAGAGUGAAAACGCUCCAGGAGAUGGUAAAGGAAAUAAGCAUAAGAAACACAGAAAAAGAAGAAAAGGGGAAGAAAGUGAGGGUUUUCUGAACCCAGAGUUAUUAGAGACUUCUAGGAAAUCAAGAGAACCUACAGGUGUUGAAGAAAAUAAAACAGACUCACUGUUUGUUCUCCCAAGUAGAGAUGAUGCCACACCUGUUAGAGAUGAACCAAUGGAUGCAGAAUCCAUCACUUUUAAAUCAGUGUCUGAAAAAGACAAGAGAGAAAGGGAUAAACCAAAAACAAAGGGUGAUAAAACCAAACGGAAGAAUGAUGGAUCUGCUGUGUCCAAAAAAGAAAAUACUGUAAAACCUGCUAAAGGACCCCAAGAAAAAAUAGAUGGAGAACGUGAGAAAUCUCCUCGAUCUGAACCUCCACUUAAAAAAGCCAAAGAGGAGACUCCAAAGACUGACAAUGCUAAAUCAUCAUCUUCCUCUCAGAAGGAUGAAAAAAUCACUGGAACGCCCAGAAAAGCUCACUCUAAAUCAGCAAAAGAACACCAAGAAACAAAACCACUCAAAGAGGAAAAAGUGAAGAAGGACUAUUCCAAAGAUGUCAAAUCAGAAAAGCUAACAACUAAGGAAGAAAAGGCCAAGAAGCCUAAUGAGAAAAACAAACCACUUGAUAAUAAGGGAGAAAAAAGAAAAAGAAAAACUGAGGAAAAAGGUGUAGAUAAGGAUUUUGAGUCUUCUUCAAUGAAAAUCUCGAAACUAGAAGUGACUGAAAUAGUGAAACCAUCACCAAAGCGCAAAAUGGAACCUGAUAUUGAAAAAAUGGAUAGGACCCCUGAAAAGGACAAAAUUUCUUCAACUGCGCCAGCCAAAAAAAUCAAACUCAACAGAGAAACUGGGAAGAAAAUUGGAAGUACAGAAAAUAUAUCUAACACAAAAGAACCCUGUGAAAAGUUGGAGUCAACAUCUAGCAAAGUUAAACAAGAAAAAGUCAAAGCAAAGGUCAGACGAAAAGUGACUGGAACUGAAGGAUCCAGCUCAACUCUAGUGGAUUAUACCAGUACGAGCUCAACUGGAGGCAGUCCUGUGCGGAAAUCUGAAGAAAAAACAGAUACAAAGCGAACUGUGAUUAAAACGAUGGAAGAAUAUAAUAAUGACAAUACAGCACCAGCUGAAGAUGUUAUCAUUAUGAUUCAGGUUCCUCAAUCCAAAUGGGAUAAAGAUGACUUUGAAUCUGAAGAAGAAGAUGUUAAAUCCACACAGCCUAUAUCAAGUGUAGGAAAACCCGCUAGUGUUAUAAAAAAUGUUAGUACCAAGCCAUCAAAUAUAGUCAAGUAUCCUGAGAAAGAAAGUGAGCCAUCAGAGAAAAUUCAGAAAUUCACCAAGGACGUGAGCCAUGAAAUCAUACAACACGAGGUUAAAAGUUCAAAAAACUCUGCAUCUAGUGAAAAAGGGAAAACCAAAGAUCGAGAUUAUUCAGUGUUGGAAAAGGAAAACGCUGAAAAGAGGAAGAACAACACUCAGCCAGAGAAAGAGAGUAAUUUGGACCGUCUGAAUGAACAAGGAAAUUUUAAAAGUCUGUCUCAAUCUUCCAAAGAGGCUAGAACUUCAGAUAAACAUGAUUCCACUCGUGCUUCCUCAAAUAAAGACUUCACUCCCAAUAGAGACAAAAAAACUGACUAUGACACCAGAGAGUAUUCAAGUUCCAAACGUAGAGAUGAAAAGAAUGAAUUAACAAGAAGAAAAGACUCUCCUUCUCGGAAUAAAGAUUCUGCAUCUGGACAGAAAAAUAAGCCAAGGGAAGAGAGAGAUUUGCCUAAAAAAGGAACAGGAGAUUCCAAAAAAAGUAAUUCUAGUCCUUCAAGAGACAGAAAACCUCAUGAUCACAAAGCCACUUAUGAUACUAAACGCCCAAAUGAAGAGACAAAGUCUGUAGAUAAAAAUCCUUGUAAGGAUCGUGAGAAGCAUGUAUUAGAAGCAAGGAACAAUAAAGAGUCAAGUGGCAAUAAACUACUUUAUAUACUUAACCCACCAGAGACACAAGUUGAAAAAGAGCAAAUUACUGGGCAAAUUGACAAGAAUACUGCCAAGCCUAAACCCCAGUUAAGUCAUUCCUCCAGACUUUCCUCUGACUUAACUAGAGAAACUGAUGAAGCUGCUUUUGAACCAGACUAUAAUGAAAGUGACAGUGAAAGUAAUGUUUCUGUAAAAGAAGAGGAAACUUCAGGAAACAUUUCUAAGGACCUGAAAGAUAAAAUAGUGGAGAAAGCGAAAGAGAACCUGGACACAGCAGCAGUUGUCCAGGUGGGCAUAAGCAGGAACCAGAGCCACAGCAGCCCCAGCGUCAGCCCCAGCAGAAGCCACAGUCCUUCUGGAAGCCAGACCCGAAGCCACAGUAGCAGUGCCAGCUCAGCGGAAAGUCAGGAUAGCAAGAAGAAGAAGAAAAAGAAGGAAAAGAAAAAACACAAGAAACAUAAAAAGCAUAAGAAGCAUAAGAAACAUGCAGGCACUGAAGUGGAAUUGGAAAAAAGCCAAAAACACAAACACAAGAAAAAGAAGUCAAAGAAGAACAAAGAUAAAGAAAAGGAGAAGGAGAAAGAUGACCAAAAAGUGAAAUCUGUCACUGUGUAAAAGGACAGAUCUUAAAAAUUGACUUAAUUACUAAGUCAUCUGUAUUAAAUUUUGUUAUAAUGUAAAGAGAUUCAAGCCUUGUAAAUAAUGACAUGGAAAGACCCUGUGCUGCACUUAAAAUAUUGCUGCUUGAUUAUUUGAUUUUUACAUCAGAGCUUUAUAACACGAACUUUUGUACAGAAUUGUGAGUUGUGACCAUGUAACAUGAGAGGUUUUGCUAGGGCCUAUUAUUUUUAACCACCAUUAAUUAGUUGGGGUGGAGUUUACUGUAAUGUGAAAUUUUCACAUUUGAAUUUUUUUAAUUGCCUGGCAAAAGUUGAUAUAAGUUCUAAAAUAUCAGCAGAAUGAUUUGCUGAAUUCAUUACAACCCCGUUAUGUCACUUUUUGAUUACAAUAAAAGUUUUCAGUAAACUUUUCAAA